Metarhizium album ARSEF 1941 is the source of this 489-nucleotide messenger RNA. RefSeq names its product Molybdenum cofactor synthesis protein 2B. Gene Ontology annotation, biological process: Mo-molybdopterin cofactor biosynthetic process. Gene Ontology annotation, cellular component: cytosol. Gene Ontology annotation, molecular function: molybdopterin synthase activity. The record is from RefSeq and is a predicted model, not a curated record. The coding region runs from base 1 to 489 and encodes 162 amino acids. Lineage: Eukaryota; Fungi; Ascomycota; Sordariomycetes; Hypocreales; Clavicipitaceae. The transcript is spliced from 2 exons.
AUGGCAUCCCAGGACGACGAUGUAUGGGAACUCUUCUCACAAGACUGUUAUGCUGCCCUAACCAGAGACCACCUCGACGUCCAAGCCUUGAUGGACCGAGUCCGCAACCCGGCCGCCGGCGCCAUAGUCCUCUUCGCAGGAACAACAAGAGACAACUUUGCCGGCAAGCCCGUCAGAGAACUCACAUACACAGCAUACAACAAACUUGCCCUGAGGACGAUGCUGGCCAUCGCCAAGGAGGUAUCAAAAAAGCACGGCCUGAAGGGUAUAGCUAUGGUUCACCGGCUGGGAACGGUACCCAUCGGCGAAGAGAGCAUCUUGAUCGCGGUAUCGUCGCCGCACAGGCAAUCCGCUUGGCUAGCCGGCGAGGAGGCUCUUGAGGAAUGCAAGUCCAGGGUCGAGGUGUGGAAGAGGGAGGAGUUUGAAGGCGAGGAAGGCGUUUGGAGGGCGAACAGAGAUGGAGCAACGGGCGAGAAGGCGGAAUCGUGA